AUGGCAGAACUGGUCCCUUACUUCACUCCAGGGCUCUUACUUCUACUUCUACUCUCGAUCGCACGUGCCGAUUUACCAGGCACGUGGGAGCUCAUCGUACAAGACGCCGGUAUAGCCUCUAUGCACACAGCUGUAACCCGGUUCAACACGGUGGUUCUUCUCGAUCGGACUAAUACCGGACCGUCGAGAAAAUCUCUUGGUCGUCACCGUUGCCGGAGAGACCCAAACGACGUCGUUCUGAAACGCGAUUGCUACGCUCACUCGGUUCUAUUCGACCUCGGUACAAAUCAGAUCCGACCACUGAUGAUCCAAACCGACACGUGGUGCUCAUCCGGUCAGUUUUUAUCCGACGGGUCAUUACUUCAAACGGGUGGGGAUAGAGACGGGUUUAAAAAGAUCCGGAAAUUCGAACCGUGUGACCCGAACGAGACGUGCGAUUGGGUGGAGCUACAAGAUACCGAGUUGAGAACCGGACGUUGGUACGCUACUAACCAGAUAUUACCAGAUGGUUCGGUUAUUAUCGUCGGUGGUAGAGGAACCAAUACCGUUGAGUAUUACCCUCCACGCCAAAACGGUGCCGUUCCGUUUCAGUUUCUUGCUGACGUGGAAGAUAAACAAAUGGAUAAUCUCUACCCUUACGUCCAUCUCCUCCCCGACGACGCCGGAAACCUCUUCGUCUUCGCCAACAGUCGCGCCGUGAAAUACAAUCACCAGACAAACACCAUCGUGAAGGAAUAUCCGGCGUUAGACGGCGGACCGAGGAAUUAUCCGUCGGGUGGAUCAUCGGCGAUGCUAGCGAUCCAAGGAGAUUUCGCCACAGCGGAGAUUCUAAUCUGCGGCGGAGCUCAACCUGGGGCUUUCACCGCGCGCGCAGUAGACGCUCCGGCGCACGGAACCUGCGGACGAAUCGUCGCCACCGCGGCGGAUCCGGUUUGGGUAACGGAGGAGAUGCCUCUCGGGAGGAUCAUGGGGGAUAUGGUGAAUUUACCGACGGGAGAAAUUCUGAUCAUAAACGGAGCUCAAGCGGGAAGUCAAGGAUUCGAAAUGGGAUCCGACCCGUGUCUCUACCCGCUUUUAUACCGACCCGAUCAACCAAUCGGGUUACGAUUCAUGACAUUGAACCCAGGAACAAUACCUAGAAUGUACCAUUCGACGGCGAAUCUAUUACCGGACGGUCGAAUCCUUCUCGCCGGAAGUAACCCUCACUAUUUCUACAAAUUCAAUGCCGAAUUCCCCACGGAGCUACGGAUCGAAGCGUUUUCACCGGAGUAUCUUUCACCGGAUCGAGCCAAUCUCCGACCCGAGAUCCGAGAAAUCCCGCAGAUUGUACGGUACGGAGAGGUCUUCGACGUGUUCGUCACGGUGCCGUUACCGGUCGUGGAGACGAUUCAGAUCAAUUGGGGAAACGCGCCUUUUGCGACUCACUCGUUUUCUCAAGGUCAACGGCUCGUGAAGUUGACCGUUGGUCCGACUUUGCCUGACGGAGAAAGUCGUUACAGGAUUCAGUGUACGGCUCCGUUAAACGGCGCCGUUACUCCGCCAGGGUAUUACAUGGCGUUCGCCGUCAACCAAGGUGUUCCUAGCAUCGCUCGAUGGAUACGUAUAGUUUCUUGA
Arabis nemorensis is the source of this 1614-nucleotide messenger RNA. Lineage: Eukaryota; Viridiplantae; Streptophyta; Magnoliopsida; Brassicales; Brassicaceae. The record is from the annotation of a GenBank genome assembly.